Messenger RNA from Contarinia nasturtii (swede midge), 1908 nucleotides. Its product is annotated as SET and MYND domain-containing protein 4-like. The record is from RefSeq and is a predicted model, not a curated record. The transcript is spliced from 3 exons. NCBI's taxonomy places the organism in Eukaryota, Metazoa, Arthropoda, Insecta, Diptera, Cecidomyiidae. Gene Ontology annotation, molecular function: protein binding. Bases 113 to 1798 code for a protein of 561 amino acids.
CAAACACGUGUCAGUUUUAACCAAAAAUUACCGCUGCUUAUAACGCGCCAAUAAUUUUGGAAUUUGCGUUGAAUUGUAUAUAAAUUCUGUUGAUUAAGAAUCUUAAUUUAAGAUGGAACAACCAUUGAACAUUUUGUGGCAAAAAGGUGUUUCGUCAGAUGUGUACAUCGAUAUAUUUGAUAUUCGGAACAAUGAGUUUCCUUUGAGCGCAGCGAAGAUAUUAGUUGAUGGACUAUACAAAGGAGCCAAGAGUUCUGGGCUGCAAAAAAGCGAUUUAAAUGCAAAACUAGUACGAGAACAAGCAAAUGCAAUAUUUGCACAAGGUAAAUACUAUGAUGCAAUGGAACAAUAUAACCUUGCAAUGUCGAUGGCCAAAAAUUGCCGUUCUGAAGAAUUCGGUCUUGCGAUUGGAAAUCGAGCAUCUUGUUUCUUUAAUUUGAAUAUGAUCGAGAAUUGUUUGGCUGAUGUUCAAUUGGCAAAGGGAACCAACUAUCCAAAGCAUUUAAUGCAUAAGCUGAAUGAGCGCGAGAUCAGAUGCACGAAAUUGAUGGCCAAACCACAAUUCAAAUCGGCUUCACACGAUAUAUGGGAACCAACGUUGAGUUUCAAUGAGCAUAAUGAAUUUGCCGGCGUAGCUGAUUGCUUGAAAAUUAAGAAAAACGAUAGAUUUGGACGUCAUAUCGUCACCACAUGUGAUUUGAAAAUAGGCCAAACGAUUCUGGUUGAACGUCCGUAUGCUGCAGUACCACCACGCGAAAAUGAAGGCCGCAUGCGUUGCUGGUAUUGUUUCAAAGAAUGUAUGAAUUUCAUUCCGUGCAAAAGUUGUCUUUGUGUGAUUUAUUGUAAUGAGGAGUGCAUGGAAAUGUCCUUUCACAAAAUGGAAUGCAACAGACCAGCAGCGCUGUCACGCAAGGAAACAUAUGAGCUAAUCAUGCGGAUGAUUUUUAAGAUUAACGCUGAUUUCACCGAUGUCGAUGCAUUAAUGGAUUUGGUGCAGUUGCUAAUUGACGGAAAAAAACCACCAAUGAACUUGACGCAAUCCCAAAAAUACUUCUGUGCGCUUUUUCAACUAGUUCAUCACCACAAGAAGGUGUCAGCCUACGGUUUGGAACGGAUGCGUGCAUCCGCAGGCAUAGUGAUUUUGACAACUUCGCGAUACCCCGAAUUCAAACGAAAAUAUCUAUCAUUGAAACACAAACGUUUCCUUCAGCAUUUGAUUUUGCAUCUAUUUCAUGUGGCUGAGCAUGCGAUUGAUAUGUUCGAAUACUUUCAAAAAGACACCACCGCAAUUAUAGCCAAUUAUGAAUAUCGUCAUUUCGCAAGAGGAAUGUAUCCAUUUGCGUGCUACAUUAAUCACUCGUGCGUUCCCAAUAUCUGCUGGUUUCAUGUCGAUGAUCGUCUUGUCUGUAAGGUUAUUCGGCCCAUUAAAAAAGGCCAACAAAUUUUCCGGUCAUAUUUCCCUGGACAAAAUUCUUACAAGCAACUACCAAUUCUCAAGUUGGAAUUGCAAUUACGUUAUCAUUUUGAAUGUGAGUGUAUGUUGUGUACGAAUGACGAUUGGUCCCCAUUGACAGACGAAGUUGACUUCUCGGAUGACCCAUUGUACACAAUCGGAAUGAAACCAUUUUGCAUGACAGUCAAAGAACUACGCAAACUAUCUCGAUCGCAAAUUCAGCAAUACGAAAAGAAUGCCAUUGAUUUUUUGGUAAAGUAUGGCCGUUUUCAUCCAGUGAACGAUACAAUGGGAAUGCAAAAUACUUUGCUCAUCAUGUGGAACGUGCUUGCAGCACGCCAAUAGAAGUAUCUGAAACACAUUUGUUUUUCAAAAUAUUUUGCUUUUCAAUAAUCUCUUGAACAUUCGUGAUUAAAUAAUGUCCAUAAAAAUACUGAAUAAAGUAAAAAAAAAAA